CUGUCCACCAUCACGGACACGCUGACCAAGCUCCACGAGUCACCUACUAUUACUUCGCCUGCGGAGCGCUCGCCGGCGAAGGAUCCCGUCCACUCCCAGGGCGACUUGCUGACCAAAGCCCAGUUCCAGGCCCGCGUCAAGGAGCUCGAGCAUGUUCUGGCUACGAUCCCCGAGGACGAUGCCGAGCUGGCUUCCGAGCGCAUCUCGCUCACGACGCGCCUCGACGACUAUAAGCGCCAGUUCGUGGGCUCCAAGCCGAUCGGCGCCCGCAUCGACGGCACGAGGGCUGCGCUGGGACGUGCGCGGGCUCGCCGCGAGGAGGCCGAGCAGGCCCUCAAGGCGUCCACGCUUUUGGUCAAGCAGUACUCCGACGAGGUGACCGCCUUGGAGGCCGAGCUGAGCGAGCUCGAGGCGUCCCUGGCCGCUGCCUCUCCCAUGGCGGCGGAGGCGCCUGCUCCAGCGUCCCACGCAUUCGAGAUCCUGAACCAGAUGAUCGAGCACUUGAAGCAGGACGAGAACGUCCACCCUGGCCACGUCCAGGCAGCGACGCAGCACGUCCAGCAGCUUUUCGAGGGCUUCCAGGCCACGCUGAACCAGGCCGCGGCCACUCGUGCUGCUGCCGCGGGGGUCCAGCCCACUCCUGCCGACUACAGCGUGAAGACGAUGGCGACUGCGGCUGCGACGCCCACGACAGUGCGCGGUCCUGCCGGCGGUUCUCUGGUGCGGCACCAUGGCAAGCAGAAGCCCAAGGAGCUGAUCACCGAUUACUUCACGAAGCGCAAGGUCGUGAAGUCCAUCACCAAGGACACGUCGGCCAGCUCCGCCGCAGCUCCGCGCGCCGCCUCCGAACAGACCAUUGCCACCGGCAACGUCUGCACCCUCCGACCGCAGGAGGAAUCCGCUGCUGGCGUCCAAGUCGCUUUCCAGCUCAUGCUUGGGAAGGUCCAGAUCCUCGAGCAGUAUUUCAUUGAUGCUCACCUCGACUACGUCUUCCUGCAGGAAGGGCGCGCUCGUGUCGAAGAGGCUCGCACGGGCCUCCACUACACCAUGCACGUCGGGGCCGGCGACGACGACGGCGGCCACGGGUGCCAGAUCUGGAUUCGCGCCCGGUCGGGCUUCAAAGUCUCCUCGUACGCAGCGGUGUCCCCCCGUCUGUUCUGGUUGACAGGCCGCGACGCUUGCGGGUUGCCGCUGAUCCUUGUCAGCGCGCACGCCCCCACUGAUUCAUCACCAGCCACUGAACGCGAGGGAUUCUGGGACACGCUGCUGAGCGCGAUGUCCUCCCUGCAACGCCGCACGCCCACCGCCAAGAUCUACACGGGCAUCGAUGCCAAUGCGCGUGUUGGCCCACACCACUCUGGCGCGACGGGGCCGUGUGACCCUGAGGAGAUCUCCCAGAACGGCGCUGCGCUUAUCGCCACGCUCCAGGAACUCCAGCUGGCCGCCCUGGAAACUUUCUUCCAUGUCGGCUAUACUUGGCGCUCUGGGAAGGGCCCCACGUCGCGGAUAGAUUACUUGCGCGGACCUUUAGUGGACCUCCCGGCCGUCCACAAAGUGCACGUCCCCGAGCAGGUUCAGCUGUCCAUCACUACGCGCGAGGACCACCGCAUGGUCGCUGCACACAUGACCGCCCCCACGACGAUGUACCGGGCUCGCGCCGAGAUCCUCAAGGCGCAUUGCCACCUCGCCUUCCUGAUCUGGUGGCGCCUGCUGAACGCCGCCGCCGCCCGCCUCUGCAGCCAGCUCACAGCGUUAGCACGUCACUUCGUCCACUUCGACCGCCAGCUCUUCCUCGAGACGAAGGCUCAGAAGGCGCAGCUGGCCGCCGUUCGCCGGGAUUGGCGCACUGCCUUUGGCAUCGUGCGCGCGCUCAGUGGUCGGAACGCCAGCUCCUCCACGCAUCCAGUCCGCCUGAAGUCUGGAGCUCUGUCCAGCACCGAGGCGGAGCGGCAGGGGCGCUGGCAAGAACAUGUCCGGGACGUCUUCAAUGGCAAGCCGGUCACCAUGGCCGAGCUGAAGCUCAAGCCGACGCCUCCGCCGGACCCCUUCACCAGCAGCAUCGUCGUCCUCCCCGAUGCUGUAGGCCGCGAUGGCGUCCCCUCGGAGCUGCUGGUGGCCGGCGGCGACGCCGUCAACGAACCCCUGGCGUCCAUCUUCCAGGACAUCAUCGACGGCGAGCGCUGGCCAACCUCCUGGACAGGCGGGCGCAUGCAGAACGUAUACAAGAAGAAAGGGCCGCGCGAGGAGUGCGACGAGCCCCGCGGGAUUGUCCUCGAGGACCACGCGGCCAAAGUCUUCGAGCAGCUCCUCAGUGGCCUCGUGACCCCCAUGUACAACGCCCACAUGCCUGAGUCCCAGCAUGGGGCUGUUGCUGGCCGCGGUACCGACCUCGCUGCACACCUCGCCCGGUCUUUCUGCGACUACUGCGCCGUGAUCUGGCUGCUCAAGAACAUGCACGCGGCCUCGUGGUUCUCUUACGGCGAUUGCGACACCGCCGUCGCCGCGCUGGUCGGCGGCCGUCAAGGCUGCAAAUACGGCGCCAUGGUAUUCAACAGCACGUUCUCCCUGGCCAUGGUCUUGAUCCGGGAUGCCUUGCUCGACGCUGGCAUCAUGCUGCGGCUGCCCAAAAGACGCGAUGCGUUCUGGGCGCCGCCAGAGAGCGGCACCGACCACGCCGAAGACACCAUACCAGUGGUCGACGCCGCAUUCGUCGACGACGAGUGCUUCAUGCUGACGGCCCCCCGCGCGGCCGACCUCGACAGCGCGAUCAACGUAAUACUUACGGCAGUCUGCAAUAUUCACGAGAGCAUGAACUUGACGAUCACUUGGAAGCCUGGCAAAUCGGAGUGUUUCUUGGUCUAUCGCGGCACUGGCGCCACUUCGUGCUUGGAGAAACGACGCGCCCAGCGCGGUGGUGGCCUUGCGAUAGCGGUUCCUGGUCGCAACGUGCUCUUGCAUGUCGUCACUAAGUACACCCAUCUCGGAGGCGUCCUGUGCUCCAGUGGCUCGCUCGGCCCUGCUGCUCAGCAUCUUCGCGGCGCGGCCAUGAAGAGCUACGCCCCGCUUGCAACCAAGCUUUUCGGCAGCCCCGCGGUGUCCGACGACCUCAAAUUUUGGAUGGUGCAAAGCUUGACCCUGAGCCGGUUGUUGCACAAUGUCCACAUCCUCGUGCCGACUCGACGGUUCACUCUCACCAUCAACGCCGUGUACAUGCGAGUUCUCCGGAGGAUCGCUGGGGCGCCUCGCUUUGGGCACACUGUCCACGAUGUCACG
Prorocentrum cordatum is the source of this 3273-nucleotide messenger RNA. NCBI's taxonomy places the organism in Eukaryota, Dinophyceae, Prorocentrales, Prorocentraceae. The record is from the annotation of a GenBank genome assembly.